AUGGCGAUACCCGAUCGAUUCCGUGGGCAUUCACAUGCCUCGCCUGCUUCCUCCACGAUGAUGGAUCAGGAUCCGGAGAAGAAGCCGCAGAUGUUGAAAGGCGGUGUCAAAGAGAUCUUCCGAAUGCGCAUUAUCGCCAUGGCGAUUAUUGUGUCGAUGGGUGGUUUCAUCUUUGGAUACGACACUGGUCAAAUCUCUGGGUUCUUGGAGAUGCCCGAUUUCUUGAACAAAUUCGCGGAUCAGACAGACCCUGAAACAGGCGAGCGCGCUUUCAGCAACUGGAAGUCUGGCUUGAUUGUUGCACUGCUGUCUAUCGGUACCCUAAUGGGUGCUCUAAUCGCGGCCCCUAUCGCCGACAAAUUCGGUCGCAAAUACUCCAUCGUCUUCUGGAACAUCAUCUUUUGCGUUGGAGUCAUCGUACAGAUUACCACAACGAACAUAUGGUACCAGAUCUCCCUUGGUCGUUGGGUCGCAGGCUUGGGUGUAGGCGCACUUUCGGUCCUUACGCCUAUGUACCAAUCCGAAACUGCACCUCGCUACGUCCGAGGUGCACUCGUGUCCUGUUACCAGCUUUUCAUCACCCUCGGCAUUUUCACGGCUUAUUGUAUCAACUACGGUACCAAGUCCGAUGGUAGCUCAGCAUCAUGGAAGAUUCCAAUGGGCGUUGGUUUCAUCUGGUCAGCACUCAUGAUAUUCGGAAUUCUCUUUAUGCAGGAAUCUCCACGAUGGGAAUACCGCAAGGGCAAGGUUGACUCGGCCAUACACACCAUCGCCAUCACGUACGGUGUCCCCCAGGAACACCCGGAAGUCCAGCGCGAAGUCCGGGAGAUCCAGGAGAAGUUGGAGGCCGAGCAAGCGGGCGGAGGUCACCACCCUUGGUACGAGAUCUUUACAGGACCACGUAUGGCGUAUCGUGUACUUCUUGGAGUCGGUCUGCAAGCCCUUCAGCAACUCACGGGUGCCAACUACUACUUCUACUAUGGAACUACGAUCUUCCAGUCAGUCGGUAUUGAAGACCCGUUCGUCACUUCUAUGAUCCUGGGAGGAGUCAACUUUGGCAUGACAUUCCCUGGUCUCUACAUCGUGGAGAGAUUCGGAAGAAGACCCGCACUGAUCACUGGAGGCUUGUGGAUGUUCAUGUGCUUCCUCGUCUUCGCAUCGCUUGGACACUUCGCUUUGGAUAACGGCGACGGUACUACGAGCCAGCCUGUCGGAUAUGCCAUGAUCACAUUUGCGUGCCUCUUCAUCGCUGGUUAUGCUAUGACAUGGGGGCCAAUCAUCUGGGCUGUGAUCGGUGAGAUCUACCCUAGCCGAUACCGUGCAAAGGCAAUGGCUCUCGCAACGGCCAGCAACUGGACCUGGAAUUUCCUCAUCUCUUUCUUCACGCCUUACAUUACGUCUGCCAUCGACUACAGAUACGGUUAUGUCUUCGCCGCCUGCUGCUUCACUGGUGCAGUCGUAGUCUACUUCUUCCUCUGCGAAUCUCACGGCCGUACUCUUGAGGAGAUUGACACCAUGUACAUUCUCCACGUUACCCCAUGGAAGAGCAAGCACUGGUCUCCGACUCCUGGUGAGGACCUACCAAACUUGGACAACACAUUCUUGACGCCAGGAGGGAGAGGCAUUAAGAAGGGCAACGAAGCGAGAGCCCCAGAGCAAUUGCGGAGGGAGAGUGUGCCCGUCACCGAAGCGGACAUGCACGCAAGUGGUGCGAGAGGAGCGGAGUAA
Messenger RNA from Alternaria infectoria, 1728 nucleotides. RefSeq lists its product as uncharacterized. The transcript is spliced from 5 exons. Bases 1 to 1728 code for a protein of 575 amino acids. Gene Ontology annotation, biological process: carbohydrate transport; transmembrane transport. Gene Ontology annotation, molecular function: carbohydrate:proton symporter activity. NCBI's taxonomy places the organism in Eukaryota, Fungi, Ascomycota, Dothideomycetes, Pleosporales, Pleosporaceae. The record is from RefSeq and is a predicted model, not a curated record. Gene Ontology annotation, cellular component: plasma membrane.